GCGGGUAAUUCAACGGGAAGGAUCGUCGAGGAAAUAACAUCGAUACAUACAGUACACAGACAGAGCGUUUAUUUAAAAGCUGGUCUGUUCACUUCAACCUUGACUAGCACACCCGGAACCAGAAAAAGAUUUUAGUUUGAAACUUGUUUUAUUUAUUUGUUUUAGAAAGUUGUGUCGGCUUUUAUUAAUUUGCUCGUUUGCAAAAAUUUAUUGCAGCGAGAUUCUUACGGAACUGAUUUCAAAAUGUCUAUGGUUCACGGGAGUUCGUUUCAAAUUGCACAGGACGGUGAAAAUGAGAAUCAAGGUGUUCAAAGAGUGAAAAAAGCUGGAUUGACUGCCCGUGGAAAUGUAGCAGUUGCCAAACGAUCAGCACUGGGAACAAUAACGAACCAAAAUAUUAGAGUACAACCAUCAAGGGCCGCAAAGUCGGGUAAUGCAGAUUGCCAGGAUGAAAAUGUUUUUGCAAAACAGAAGUCUUUUGGAUCUAGUAACAAUGAAAACAAAGGAUUUAAAAUUCAUGUUGAUGAACCAACAGUACAGGUACUCACAACUGCUACAUUGAAAACUACAAGACAAAGUGAAGACGAAGACAUAAAAUUAAAUGACCAAGUGACAUCUUUACCAUCUUUACAAGCAUUAGAAGACAUCCAAGUAGACAAUGAGAAUGGCUCGCCCAUGGUAUUGGAUGUUACUAUUGAAGAUGCAGAAAAGAAACCCAUUGAUAGAGAAGCUAUUAUCCUUUCAGUUCCAGAAUAUGCAGAAGAUAUUUAUAAGCAUCUAAGAGAAGCAGAGUCGAGACACCGUUCUAAGCCCGGCUACAUGAAGAAACAACCAGAUAUAACAAAUUCUAUGAGAAGUAUUUUGGUUGACUGGAUGGUUGAAGUUUCGGAAGAAUAUAAAUUACAUCGAGAAACCCUUUUCCUAGCUAUAAAUUAUAUUGACAGAUUCCUCUCACAAAUGUCUGUAUUAAGAGGCAAAUUACAACUUGUUGGAGCAGCUAGUAUGUUUAUUGCAUCGAAAUAUGAAGAAAUUUACCCACCAGAGGUUUCCGAGUUUGUAUACAUUACUGAUGAUACCUAUGAACAGAAACAAGUCCUCCGUAUGGAACAUUUAAUAUUGAAGGUCUUGUCAUUUGAUGUAGCUCAACCUACGAUAAACUGGUUUACCGAUACCUACGCAAAAAUGGCUGAUACUGAUGAAACAACGAAAUCUUUAUCUAUGUAUUUAUCUGAACUAACAUUAGUGGAUGCCGACCCUUAUUUAAAAUAUUUACCCAGUACAAUUGCAGCAGCAUCUUUAUGUUUAGCAAAUAUCACAUUAGGCAGUGAACCAUGGCCUUCAAGUUUAGCCAAAGAAUCAAAGUAUGAAAUUAGUGAAUUUUCUGAAUGUUUACAAGAAAUGUAUCAGACAUAUUUAAAUGCACCAAAUCAUCCACAACAAGCCAUUAGAGAAAAAUACAAGUCAUCAAAAUAUCAACAGGUAUCAUCUAUCAGUCCUCCCUCCAGUUUGUCCUUCACCAUGUAGUCAGCUUCUCUUAUCAGUUCUACCACAGUUCUUUCAACAGCCGACCCACCAAAUUCAAAUCAUAGGACACGAAAUUUUAAUAUGCAUGGAUUCAUAAUCUCAUUUUUGUUUUUUUAAAUCGUUCCAAUCAUUUUAAAUCAUUUUUUUAAUCAACAGAAUUUGUUUUUAAUUAAAACUAUGGUAUUGUUUUUAUAAUAGUGCAAUAUAAAGAUGGUCAUUGUAAUAAAUGAUCUAAUCAUGUUAAUAGUGUGAAUGUAUUUUGAAUGUAUUUUUUGAUUGUAUUUUUUGCAUGGAGUGAGUGAAUGGGACCAAGACAUUUAUAAAUCAGUGAAUUAAAUCCAGAGUUAAACCAUAAUUUUUAAUCACUGUAAAUAAAAUUGCACUAUUAAUUUUAAAGAUUAAGUUUUAAUUUAAUUUGUUUUUAAAAUGGAUAAAUUAUCGGUGCAAAUUUUGUAAGUCGGAUAGUUUAUUUAUUUUCAGAGUUUUCCCAUUUUUACACACUAAACUGUUAAAAUUUCUGUUUCUUCUAUUUUCUUAGUUUUCUCAUCUUUUGUUUCUGUCUUCCUUCGGCUGUAACUGUGCUACUCUACAGCGUUCUGUGUAAACCUGGGAAUUCUCUUUAAACUAGUAUUGUGUAGAUUUUAUGACAAGCUUUUGUAAAUGGCAUUCCUUUAAUAAAGUGUACAAAGCUAAA
Patella vulgata (common limpet) is the source of this 2218-nucleotide messenger RNA. RefSeq names its product G2/mitotic-specific cyclin-A-like. Gene Ontology annotation, molecular function: cyclin-dependent protein serine/threonine kinase regulator activity. Gene Ontology annotation, cellular component: cyclin A2-CDK2 complex; cytoplasm; nucleus. The coding region runs from base 244 to 1524 and encodes 426 amino acids. Gene Ontology annotation, biological process: regulation of cyclin-dependent protein serine/threonine kinase activity; mitotic cell cycle phase transition. The transcript has 8 exons. Lineage: Eukaryota; Metazoa; Mollusca; Gastropoda; Patellidae. The record is from RefSeq and is a predicted model, not a curated record.